UGGCGUCAAUUUACUUUGAUUGACGUUUCGUAAAUGAUGAUUUAUUUUUGUAUCGAAAACCUGCUCCUUGAAUUAACUGAAUAAAUAAAAUUAGUCGUACGCGGUGUUCAUUUCGUCUAGCAGUCUUCCAUAAGUGUUUCUAAAAUGAUCAUAUCGCGGUCUAAGCACCGCUCCUCGGUGGAAGUGUGCGCGGACUGCGGUGCAUCAGAUCCGUCAUGGGCAUCGAUCAACCGUGGACUUCUGCUGUGUGCGGAAUGCUGUAGCGUUCAUCGUAGCAUGGGACGACAUAUUUCGCACGUAAAAUCGCUGCGACAAGGGUCCUGGCCACCAUCGCUACUAGCUAUGGUGCAGGCAUUGACAGCUCAGAAUGUAAACAGCAUUUGGGAACAUUCCUUACUGGACACUUCAGCCCCAAAGCAUCUCCGCAAGAAACCACAGCCAAAAGACCCUUUACACCCAGUGAAGUCAGAGUUCAUUCUGGCUAAGCACCUGAGGCUAGCUUAUGUCCUGAGGGCGAGAAGAGAUGAGCCACCCAGUGAGUUGGGGCGUCAGCUACACAGUGCUGUCCGCAGCGCCUCCCUUGACACUGCCAUGAGGCUCCUGGCUCAGGGCGCUGAUCCCAAUUAUUAUAACCAGGAGAAGGGGUCGACAUGCCUGCACGUGGCGUGCCGCGCGGGACAGCCGGCGCAGGCGGAGCUGCUGGUGGCGUGGGGCGCAGACCCCACCGCGCGGGACUGCUCCGGCGCCACGCCGGCUGAAUGCGCCAGACAAGGAGGUCACACGGAACUCGCGGACCGCCUAACAGAGCUAGUAUACGAGGCGACCGACCGCCUCAUCUACUUCCUGACGGGCGAGCGUCCCGAGCACGCGGCCGGCCGCCACUACAUAGUGCCGCGCGCACAUGAUACACAUGAGAUGACCGAUGUCGCUAAGGCGGCUAGGGGCAAGCUGCAGCUGCUUCCAAAUCACCUUUUCGAAGAACUUGUAAUGGACAUAUACGACGAAAUUGACCGCAGAGAAACAGAAGCCAUAUGGCAAACAAGUGCGACGGGUCUCGAGCGCUCGGGCGUAGUAUUCCUCCCGGUGAAUCCCGCGCUGUCGGCUCCGCGUAACCAAGGCCGACAGAAGCUCGCCCGACUGUCUACGGCGGAGAUGGCUACGCUGCUACGAGACGUCCUCGUAGAUGCUACGAGACGGCAACACAUUGCUACGUUACAGCCGAGAGCGCCCGCUCUAAUGAACCCGCUACUGUCAGCGAGCCACUUGAAGCACUUGUCGCAGAUGUCGGACGACGAGCCGCUGUACGACUCCGUGGCGUCCGACGAGGACUACGCCGCAUUAGCUCCUAUCAACUUGGACGUCACUGAGGAUUCUUUUAGACUAUCAAGCGUGGUGCCCCGCGCCGGCGAGACGGUAUCCUCCACCUACAACCCCUCGCUGCCCAUAGACAUCUCCGCCAUAGACACGCGCCGCACGCACUCGCCCAGCACUCUCGCGCAUAGUGCCAUACCGGAGACCAACGAAAUCGAAACGCUCAAGAAAGAAAUACACACUAAAGACUCCACCAUUACAGAGUUAAAGAACCAACUCAAAAAUCUACAAACAAUUGUUGAGCAAUUGACUAAAGAAAAUAGUGUAUUAAAAACUACAAGCAGUGUGGAUGAUGAUCAGAGUAUGACGUCACAAAUGUCAAUCAAUGACAGUUCUUGUAACGUUCUAGAAAGUUCCAAAGCUCAGGAGAGAGGGAAGAGCCUCGAGACGGAACACUUGAGUCGGUCGGAGGAGGUCGAUGGCAAGUUGUCUAUGAAAUCCGCGCAGCGACCGGUCAGUAUGUAUGAGACUAGGGAAGGACCAAAGAAUAACUGGCAGGUUACUAAACAUCAGCUAACAACACUAGGCAGCGUGGAGCGGUCACUGCCGUCAGCAGGUGAGGGCGAAGCCCUACCGAGCGGCGAGCUAGUACAGCGCCGCGCUGAAGCCGUGACCCGCGCCAUCUCCGAGCUGUGGGCGGCGGCGCGCGAGCAGCACCCGCGCCUGCAGCAGCGCGGCGACACCAUCCGACACGCCGUGCGGGCCCUGCUCGCGCUGUUCCCACAGACAACCUCAGACCGCGAGCUGAACCUCGUACUGGGCGAGCUGCGGGCCGCCUGCUCAGAAGUCUCGCUAGCAUGUUCAGCGCCUUCGCCCCUCAACGACGUCCGCGCGGCCGCGUACGACCUGGCGAAGGCCACCAAGCUGCUGGUGACGCACUUCCAGCCCGACUCAUAGCGAUCGCCUGGCUGCUACUACACCACGGUGUAGGGCAACGUACGGACGUGCGUUACUGACACUUAUGUCAGUGUCAGUCUGUGACUAUGUGAAAAAAAACAAGUCAAGUGUUCAAUAGUGGUUAUGCUUAAUAUGUGUUGUUGGAUUUGAGAAAACUUUGACCAUAGAGUUGGUUUGGUUAGCAAAGCUGAAACUAUUUUGCACGAUAAAAAAAGAAGAAUGAGUGAUUCAUGAAUAACGAUAGUGUAUGUCACACAUUUACACACUUACACACUUGCGCAUACGCAAUUUAAGGCUUAGUUUUAAGCUAUGUGAAUUGUUCAGAAAUAACCAAGCAUUUGAAUAUGCGUUUUUGAUUGAUUGUGUGUAUCAAGCAAGUCAACGUAUUGAAUUAAAAACAAAGGAAUUGAGACAGAUGACAAGGGAAAAGUAAUUCAUGUUUGACAUUUGACUAACUGAAGUAUACAAAUUAAAUUAAAUAAUCAAAAUACUGUUAAUGUAAUUUUCGUUAUUUGGUCAGUUGUCUUCCUUUUAGUCGAUUAUAUAAUGCAGCUCAUCACUGCAGCUAAUACAUAACUCUCAAACUAAUUAUAAUUGUAAAAAGGUGUGUGUUAUUAAAGUAAUAUUAAAUUCUAAAAAGUAUUAUGAAAAAGACUAACUUAUGAGGUUGUUUUGAGAUUGUCGAAGUAUGUAUUAAAACGGGGAAUUCAAAUAACAGGCAAAAUAAAUCUAUUUGCGAAAUAAUUAAUGAGACGCCGAGAACGAAAGGCUUUUUAUAGCUGUGAAGAUUCGAUAUCGAUAGUUUUCGAAAUAAACAAGUUUAGUGUAAUAGAUACUUCUGUAUUGCACAAUUGCACAUGUCGAAAUACAAAUCAGUAUAUUACUGAAGAAGUGGUCAGUAAAAGAAUAAGUUCAAAAUCAGAAUAUUUACUUUCAUGAAUAAUUUUAAUUAUCUUGUCAAACAUUAUUCUAAGAGCCGACGAAGCUCGCGAUUGUUCUAGACGGACGACGUCAUCGCGAGGUCGUUAAACAAAUUCGUACAUUGAGGCUACAUCGUGUCUUAGCAUAAUAGCUCAUUAUUAUCAGACAAAAGUGUUCUAAAAAUACCAAUGAGAUUCUACACUCUGUAAGAGAAAAGAGGUUCAACACAACAUAAUAAUAUAAAUAUGAGUGUUGAAUGUGUGAUGUUGUUAGUAUAGAUUCUAUAUCUUACUAUUAAUUGAAUUGAAGUCUAUGUUUCUAUGUUUAGAACUUUACCACCCAGAAAAUCCUGAAGGAUUUGUAUCAUAGGAUUUCGAAUCAUACAAAUACUUAAUUUGUAUUUCACACACAUAAAUAUCACAUUUGGAGUUUAGCUAGUAAUUUCAUAAUGUCAUAAAAUAAAUGGGACAGUAUAUUAUGAAAUAAGUAAUUAUAAUGAUCUCUAGAACUGACAAAAUGUUAUAAUAAAUAUGAAUAUUAGAGUCUCUAGUGCAUAGAUUAUACGUGUCAGCCAUAAUCAAGUUAUUUUAUUCAACAUUUUAAUGGCUUAGAAUUCAUUGUAUGCAGGCGUUUUAUUUUCGUCAAAAGUAUACCUAUGUAAAUUAUUAAUAACUGAAUUGUUGGUCAUUUAAACAAUUUACAAAAAUUACAGAAUAUAACAAAAUGCUUGAAGCUUUCGAUGUACCUAAUAAUGUAUAAUGCGGCGCUUAAUAGCUAGACAAAUGUAACAAAAUAUUAUGUUCAAAUAUGUACAAUCUCGUUAUAACUUACUAAUGUGAUUGUGAACCUUAGCACAUAUUGUUUAAGGUCGAAAAUUAUAUAAAGGAGCUAGUUAUGUAAGGCUAGGUAGCAAAUGAAUGGUGUUAGUGAUGUAUUUAAUUCAUAAGGAUCGCAUUACAUCACAGGAUUUGAAAGUGAAUCAGUAUACAGCAUAGAAUUUGUUUUUAGUUGUAAACUUUACUAGUAUACUGAGCAUACUAGACAGCGCACGGUUCCAAAAAAAAAAAGUUUAUAAACUAUCGUUGACGCCAGAAUUGGAUAUGGUAACAUCUUGGACUACAAAUAUUUCUUUGUACUUCACAUAAUUCUGAUGUUAACAAAAUACGGUUGUCGCGAUUACUAAAGUAAUUUUUGUGAUUUGCAUAAUUUUUCAAUUGGCUAAACAGAAUUCUUUUGUUUUUAAGUAGCGUGUUCACACGCGCAGUCUAAAUUUGUGUUGUAGAAUGUACCGCGUUAUAAUGUAUGCGGUGAACCCAAGUGCCAUGCCCAUAUGGGUGUUAAACAUUUUCACUUGUUUCAAACUUGACCAAAGCUUACUCUAACUUCGUUACUCUGUCACAAAUCUGCAUUUCUAUACUUACACUGUGUCAUUCCAUUCGAUGUGUUCUCUAUCUUAUAAAUGUAAUGUUUCUAGUUUAUAUUCGUAAUAUUUUCACUUCUUUUUAAUAGUCUUGUCUUAUUACUACAGUAUUUUUUGUCUUAAAUAGUGUUGUGCUAUGGGAUGACAUGUAUAUCGAUGUGAAACAAAGGAACAAUUUUUUAGAUUGUCUACUGAUUUAUACUGCAUCUUCAAUCCUCUCAAUCCCUUCUGAAAAAGAAGAGUGAUUCUUUUGUAAAUGUAUGUAUGUAUGUAAAUCAGUAGACUAUGAAGAUUUAAUAUCAUAUCAUCUUACUAUAACAGGGUUUCCUUUAACACAAUUCGCAAUGUAACAGACAAUUUCGUCGACAUACGUGUCAGCCCUAGCGUCCCGACGUGUUCCUACACUACAGACCUACGGAGGUGCUCGAUACGUAAUAGUCUCUCCAUCCCAGUGCUCCUUGGUACCCAGUACACACUGAACUUGAUAACUAAUUGUGCCUAAAAAUUUUAUAUUCAUACAUUUGUUAGAAGUACCUAGAUAAGUUUAUCGGUUCGUAGAUUUUAUAUGAGCGUUUCAUAAUAAUAUUACGUUGUUAGAUAGGUAUUUGUAUAGUUAACAAGAUGGAUUUACUAUUGUGGUUAUAUUAUGUAUAACAACUAGCUUUCGUACUAUGUAUAAGUAUGUUUAAUAUACGUAUGAGUAUUAUGUGAUCACUUUAUGUGCCAAUGUUUAUGUAAAAGACGUAGAAUAGUAAGUGGUAUAGCACACGAUGGGAUCCUGUUUCUGUAUUUUUGUACAUAUUUACAAUAUCCCACCAACACUACAUAGCUUUACAUAAUUAAUACCGCGGCGGUGCUUGAGUGCGUACACCAUGCGUUACCGUGACGAGGGCCGUGGCUUUAGGCUGUCUCGUUAUGGCUUUGGCUUAAGAGCCGUGACGAAAUCUCUAAUCAACUAAUUAAGGCGUGAAGUAGCGUACCUACUCACUUUUUUGUAGUACCUGGUUGUAGGCACUCAAGCACCUCCCGAGCAGCACGCUAGAUCACAACAAACACAACAAAAUAUAAGAAUACAAAUAAUUAUUUUCUAUAGCUUGUAUUACUAUAAUCAAACUAGCUACGGAAACAUGAUCUCAAGCCGAUUCGUAUGAAAUUUAUUGAAAUUUUUAACGUUUAAAAAUUUAUUAUAUUAUUAAUUUUGAAAUCA
Molecule: messenger RNA, 5816 nt
Organism: Helicoverpa zea (corn earworm)
Lineage: Eukaryota; Metazoa; Arthropoda; Insecta; Lepidoptera; Noctuidae
Gene: Git
Product: ARF GTPase-activating protein Git
Exons: 12
Coding region: 145-2268 (707 amino acids)
Biological process (GO): brain development; regulation of ARF protein signal transduction
Molecular function (GO): protein binding; GTPase activator activity
Source: RefSeq, a predicted model, not a curated record